UAACCGAUUCUUCCUGCUAUUGGCUGUCUAGUACUCCACCCAUUGCGGUAUUCCGUCAGGCCGGAGGUUCCGUCUAUCUCUCGCUCGCUUUUCGGCCCUCUCAAGCUCCUAUCAUGGAAGGAGUUUAAAAGUUAAAAGUGCAUAACUGUAUACUACACAGUAUAAAAAGCUGCAUAUCUGCCUCUCAUACACAGAUAAAUACAGAAAUUGUUAAGAGACAAUCGUUAUGGACCAGACCGGCCCAAGCCAACCCCAAAGUCAGGUGGAAAAAGAAAGUGCACCGGACAAGAUGGCUCGGGUCGGCCAAGCUACUGCCUUAAAAGAAGUUGUGAACGGAGAUGGUAACAGGCACCUACUCAGGGAAGAGGUCGACGAAGACGCAAUACCCACCGAAGUCCAAAGGCUAAAUGGGACGUCACACGAAGAAACCGAUUUCCAUUCUUCUGUCACAACUCUUCCGGAUCGACCGGACGAUGACGUGACUGUGAUAUCUAGAAACGAAGUGGAUCGACACGUUCUAGACGGAAGUCGAGAGUAUACCGUUGGUGCUGACGAAGGUGUUCCUACAUUAGACAGUUUAACAUUAGAUAAUUUAGAAUUAGAUAUGGAUUUAUCCCAAACUGUUUCCUCUACGACACAUCCGGUAGAGGUUGCCUUAGAUGCAAGUGAUACGAUUAGUGCUCAGGGAGAAGUUUGUGCUUUACAUAAAGUUGAGAUCCAAGCACAACCGUCAGAUGCUCAAAAAGAUAUUCAACUAGUAGAAAAAGAUGCCAAAGAAACAGAAACUCUAGAGCCAAAAUCCGCACCGACGGAAACAAAGUCUUUACAAAGUACGAUCGACGAUCAACAAAGCAAAAUAUCAGAAAAAGAAGAGGUUUCGUUGGUAAAAGAAACUGAUAGGAAAGAGAUGGAAAAAGAAGAAAUUUCAUCUGAUGACAGGCGGAAAAUAGACGAAUUGGAUGAUAAAGUUACUGAUGUACAUAUUCCUAAGGACGAAGAGAAGGAUUCGUUAAAAGAGACUGAACAAAUAAAAGAUGUAGUCGAACAAGAAAUUAGUGAAGAGAUUAGAGAAUACGAAUCCGCCGUAACGCCAACGAUAGAAGACGUUAAUGGACUCCAAGAAGAAACAGACGAAAUUGUUGCACCUGACCAAGUAAUUUUAAUUGAGAAAAAAGAAUUUCAAGUUGAACAAAAAGUAGAUGAAACUCAUAUCAGUGAUGUAGAAGUGAGUAAAGAAGUUUCAAAAGACGAAAUGAAAGCAGAACCUACGAGUGUGGAAGAAACAAAAGAAACAGAAGACACUCAGUUCAGUAAAGAUAAAAUCGCCGAAGAAAAAAGCGAAAGUGAUUCAUUUAAAAAGGAAACUUCUUUACAAAUUGAGAAAGAGAUUAAACAAGAAACGGAUGAGGAUAUUUCAACGACUAAAGAAGUCGAAACGGAAUCGAUUACGGCUGAAACUGAAAAAGAAUCAAUUGAAAUUGAAGAAAAAUUUGAGAAGAAAGAAGAAAUUUCUUUUGAAAAGCAAUUACAUGAUUAUCAAAAACUCGAAAGCGAUUUGGAUUCAGAAAUACAAAUUAAAACGCAGUCGAUUAAAGACGAAAAUGAGAGUGAAAUUGUGGAAGAAAAACCGUCUGCCGAAAGGAAAGAAGAAGAAAAAAUUGAAGAACAGGUUUCAAAAGAAGACUCCUUACUUGAAGGAGGAGAUGUCGAAGGGAAAAAAGAACAAGUAACAUCAGAAACUAUUGAAAAAGAAAUAUCUGUUGAUACUAAGGGAGAUGAAACGUCUUUAAUGGAAAAAGAAAAGGUUGAUCAGAAAGAAGAAACAGAUAAAGAAAAGGAAAUAGAAGGAGAAACAAUUACGAACGACAGAGAUAUAGUCAAGGAUUCUGACAAAAUGGAGGAUCAACAUGAAACUAAAAUCAAAGAACAGGAAGACCUAAUCCAGAUGAAAUCCGAAGAGGAGAAGGAAUUGAAUAAACAGGAUGAUGCUGAUGAAAUGAACAAGCAAGAAAAAGUAAUUGGAGAAGAUAUAGAAGAGGUUUCAAAGGGAGAUAUUAUUAGUGAAAUCGAAGAUAAAAGUGUAAGUUUAAUAAAAAUAGAGGAAAGCGAAAAAGAAACAAAGAAUAAAGAGGAUGAAAUAAUUCUCGAAACACUUUCGUCUGCGCUUGAUAUAAGUGAAGAAACAAAGGAAACGAUUGCAGAUUUAUCUAUUCACGACAAGGAAGAUAUAAAGACAGAAGAAAAAGAGAAAGGUGUUGAACUGAAAGAAGAAAAGGCCGUAGAAAUUGAAAAGGAAGAAACCAGUGAAGAAAAAUCUGAUAAAUCAGUAGAAAAAGUAGAAAAAAUAGAGGAACAAAUAGACGACUUAAAAGAUGAAAGUGAAGAUAAAGCUAUUUUCCAUGAAGAAGCAGCGAAAGACAAGGACGAAGUUUUAAUAGAAGAGAGUAAGGGAAUUCCUCAAGAACAGAAUGAAGUAAUAAAGGAGGAUGUAGAUGAAAAAAUAAUGAAAAAUAAGGAAGAUGAAGAAAUAUUCUCUAAACAAUUGGAUGAAAAAACUCAUGAAUUAGAUAAAACAGAAAAAGCUGAAUCAGAAGCAAAAGAUACUUCUGUUGAUCAACCCGAAAAGACAGAAGAAAAGAUUUGUGAUGAUCAUCGUGAAGAUGUUGAUGAAAUGUUGGAUAUAGAGAAGGAACAACAGAGAGAGAUCGCGAAAGAAGAAAGUAAAGAAAAAGAGAUUCCUGUGGAAGAUGAAUUAAAAGAAGGGAUUGUAGAGAAGAUGGAAGAAACAACACAUGAAAUAAGUGAAAAAGAAAUUUCUGGAAUUUCUGAAGAAAAGGAAGAAACUGAAAAAGAUAUUGUAGGAAGAGAGAGGGAAGUUGAAGGAAGGAAAACGGAAGACUUUAGCUCAGAAGUGACAGUAGAGGAAACAAGUAAAGAAGUGGAAGAAGUUUUGAAGGACGUUGUUACAGAAGAACAACCCGUAAAAAAAGAAGAUACUGUUAAAGCGGGAGAGAUAAAUGAAAGUGAAUCUAAAGAGGAUGAGAAAGAUGUAGUUUGUAAACCUGCAAAGGAAGAAUCUGAUACGGAUACGAAAAAAGAUGAUGCAUUGACACUAGAGAAAGAUAUUGCUGAAGAAGAAAUUAUAGAAGACAAAGUAAUAGAGAAAGAAGCAAAUAUCAUGGAAGAGGAUUACGAAAAGGAUUCAACAAAAGAAAAGGAAAUAGAUGAAGAAAAAUUUACGAAAACGUUGGAGGAAACCGUAGAAGAAAAAGUAAUUGAAAAAGAAGAAUUAGUGAAAGAGGAAGCAGUUGUGAAGGAAGAGAAGGAAAUAGAAGAGGAGGCAGUUGUAGAAGAAGAGAAGGAAAUAGAAGAGGAGGCAAUUGUAGAAGAAGAAAAAGAAAUAGAAGAAGAAGCAGUUGUAGAGGAAAAGAAAGAAUUAGUAGAAGAGGAAGCAGUUAUGGAGAAAGAAAAAGAAUUAGUAGAAGAAGAAGCGGUUGUGGAGAAAGAAAAAGAAUUAGUAGAAGAGGAAGCAGUUGUAGAGGAAGAGAAAGAAAUAGUAGAAGAAGCAGUUGUGGAGGAAGCGAAAAUAAUAGAAGAGGAACCGGUCGUAGAGGAAGAGAAAGAAACAGUAGAGGAGAAAGAAGUUGUGGAGGAAGACAAAGAAAUAAUAGAAGAAAAAGCGGUUGUGGAAGAAGAGAAAAAAGUUGAAGAAGAAGUAAUAUUAGCUACCGGACAGAGUGAAUCCGAAGAAGAAAAAGUUAUGAAAGAAGUGAAAGAAGCCGAAGAGGAAGAAGGAAAAAUUACUAAGGAAGAAGCAGAAACAGAAGAGGAAACAGAAAUGAAGGAUGAAAAGGAAAUUGCAGAGAAAAUAGAAACGGAAAAAGAAAUUACGAAAGAAGAAGAAGAAUCUGAAUUGGAGGAAGAGAAAAAAGAUAAAACUGACGUUCAGGAGGAAAAAGAAGUCGAAUUUACAAAAGAUGAAGAAUCUUUGGUAACAGAAGAAGAAGAAAAAAGGGAUGCCGAAAAAGACGAAUCGGAAGAAGAAAAGCAAGAAAUAAUAGAAAAAGAACCGGUUAAGGAAUAUAUAGCGGAAAUUGAAGUUCCUAAGUUGGAAGAAAAAAUAGAAGAAGUUCCGAAAGAAGAACAAAAAGAAGAGAAACAAGAAGCAGUUCCCAAACCUAAACGCCUCAAAGAGAAAAAAAUUAAAAAAGACGAUGUUCCAAAAUCGCCGUCCAAGCGGAGAGCUGGAAGAACUCCACCCAGAAGUUUAUAUAAAAAAGAUGGUGUUCCUACCGCCGAAUCUGCCAGACAAGCCAGAACUCCGACGUCUCCUAAAAAGCCUCUCAGUUCAAAAACCACACCUUCACCAAAGAAGACACCGCCUGCUAGAAAUGGAAUGACGUCACCUGCUCGAACUCCAAGUUCUGAAGGAAAAAAACUUCCACCAAUUAAAGCUCCCGUUGGUCAAGCACCUAAUCCUAACUUGAAGAACGUUAAAUCUAAGAUCGGUUCCUUAGAUAACAUCAAACAUAAACCAGGAGGAGGCGAAAGAAAGAAGUCAAAUAUUCAGGUGGCAAGUCAAAAAUUAGAAUGGCAAGCCAGUUCAAAAAUAGGAUCAUUGGAAAAGGCCAGUCAUAAGCCGGGAGGAGGCGAUAAGAAGAUUUUGGUUCAGAAACUCGAUUUCAAAGAUAAAGCCCAAUCUAAGGUUGGAUCACGCGAUAAUAUCAAGCACCAACCUGGAGGAGGUACAAUUAAGAAACAGCAUGUGCAAGCCGAAAGUGGACAGGAUAGAAUCGAAACACAAAAGACGGACUUCAAGCAGCGUGCCUCUUCCAAAGUAGGAUCUUUGGAUAAUAUUAAGCAUCAAGCUGGAGGUGGUAAUGUUAAAAUAAGAUCUGACAAGUUAAAUUUUAAAGAAAGAGCAUCUUCCAAAAUAGGCUCUCUUUCGGGGUCUGAGAAAGGAAGUACUCAUGGCUCAGAUUCGCAGAGUCCCAUCCCACCUUCAUCUCCAACUCCGGGAGACGAGCCAGGAACUUCCAUGCCACCCGUAUCUGAGAAUGGAGAAGAGAAUGGGAUCUCUCCAACCGAAGAUAGACAACUGGAUGGUGAUGCAUCACCCGAAUCACCAGAAGCUCUCAAAGCCACUUCGGUUAGUCCGCAAGCCGCUCAAUGCUGACAGAAAACACCGAUUUCUCUGUAAAACCUACUUACUUCUUGUGUGUAAUCUUUCUUAGAAGAAGAAACUAAAAAGUUUAAAAAAAUUUAAAAAUUAUUGGGAAGAUCAUCCAUCAAUCGUAAACAUAAUCCAGGGAAAAUUCAUUAAAAUUUACUUUUCCCUGUAUUAAUUAUUAAAUAUAUUACCAUAUUAUGAUAAUGCUAUUUAUCGGCU
Molecule: messenger RNA, 5389 nt
Organism: Centruroides sculpturatus (bark scorpion)
Lineage: Eukaryota; Metazoa; Arthropoda; Arachnida; Scorpiones; Buthidae
Product: microtubule-associated protein 2-like
Exons: 9
Coding region: 227-5176 (1649 amino acids)
Biological process (GO): microtubule cytoskeleton organization; neuron projection development
Cellular component (GO): neuron projection
Molecular function (GO): microtubule binding
Source: RefSeq, a predicted model, not a curated record